CCGCCCAUCACCACCGCCACUACGGGAGCGCGGGACGUGGGUCUGCAGUGCUCGAGGUUGUUCUACAGUCACUGUUCACAGGAUUGAAGUCGAGGUUUGGGCAGAGCCAGAUCUGGCUGGGAUGUUUGGGCAUCUCAUGCCCAGAUCCUGGAAAUUGAGUGUCACAAGACCCAAGCCUUGCUGACCAGGACCUUCCUGCGAUUUGCUGAACCAAUGGAAAGCUUCUUAGGUGACAAACCUGAAGCACAAGUGAAAGCAGUAUCAACCUUUCUUCUUGAAGGACAACAGGCCAACCAUGAAAGUCUUGGGCCCUCUCUUCCUUAGGAUUUGUUGCCCUUCUGAUCUUUAACACCAGUUGAUACCGAGGAGAAAUAUGAAGUCAAGUUGAUCUUUUGUUUUUCUUCCCUUGGGAGAAAUUUGAAUUUUCCAGUUAGAAUGAUCAUACCCAGAUGGCCCUGGCAGAACGGUCUAGGGAUGGAAAAGAUCAGAAAUAUAUGCAGUUGGCAGCCUGUCAAGGGAGAACUGUUUUGGUGAAGGAUUUCAUUGUACAUGGACAUGUCUCCUGGAACUAGAAAAAUUCAAUUCCUCAGAUGCUGGCUUGUAUGGAUGAUGGUUCUGCUCCCAGACUUAUGAGCAGAAGGCCACUUGAAAGCUACAGGUGUCAGGUGGCCCUUACUGCUAAUGGAGGAUUUCCCAGUAUCCGUGGAUUUUUUGAAGCAAGUACCUCUGCCCAGCAAUCUCUUCUUCCUCACCUACCUUCUCCUUUUCCUUCAGCAUGAGGAGGCAAAUUCAGAGGAGGUCAAGGUGAUAGGCCCUGGGGAAUCCAUACUGGCCAUUGUCGGGGAAGAGGUGGAUUUCCCGUGCCAAUUGUCACCGCUCCUGGACGCUGAAGACAUGGAGAUCCAUUGGUUCCAGAGCCAGCCCUCGGAUGUAGUGCACCUGUACAAGGGGCGGCAGGAGCUCUUCGACCGACAGAUGGCGCAGUUCCAAAACAGGACCAAACUCGUCACGACGGAGAUCAGCUCUGGCAAAGUCGUCCUGCUGCUCCGCAGCGUCGUGCCAUCAGACGAGGGCCUGUAUGGAUGCAGCUUUCUCUCCAACAACUUCUCUGGUGAAGCCAUCUGGGAGCUGGAGGUAGCAGGGCUGGGCUCAGAUCCACAUAUCUACAUUGAAGGCUUUAAGGAAGGAGGCAUUCAGAUGAGAUGCACCUCCAAUGGCUGGUACCCCAAACCCAAAGUUCAGUGGAAAGAUCACCAGGGACAGUGCCUGCCACUGGAGUCUGAAGUCAUUACCCAAGAUGUCAAGGGCUUGUUCAAUCUGGAAACAUCUGUGGUUGUCCAAGGUGAAGCCCAUCGCAACAUGUCUUGCUCCAUCCAGAGCCCUCUGCUGAUCCAGAAGAAAGAAUUUGUGGUCCAGAUAGCAGAUGUAUUUCUUCCCGGAACUUCCCCUUGGAAGAGUGCUUUCUUAGGAACCCUGGUGGCACUGCCGCUACUCCUGGCCCUCGUCGCGAUGCUGGCGUUGUACUACUUGCACAAACAACAGCAGUCUCAAGAAAAGCUAAAGAAACAGACAAAGAAGGAACAAGGUAAGCUGCCCCAGAGGCGCUCUGUGUCCAACAUCCCUGACCAACAGAGGGCGCUGGGUCAAAAGGCAAGGACCCCAGAUAAGGGCGGAGGGCGGAGUUUGGACGUGACCUUGGAUGCAACCACAGCGCACCCCAGCCUGGAGGUUUCUAAGGAUGCCAAAAGCGUUUCUUCUCGCCCAGUGGUACCGAUCCUUGCAGAUGGUUGUCCGCAAAGAUUCACUGAGCAAACGUGCGUCCUGAGCCGGGAGCGCUUCUCCACAGGCCGCCACUACUGGGAAGUGCACGUGGGCCGAAGGAGCCGCUGGUUCCUGGGCGCCUGUCUGGCAACUGUGCAACGCUCAGGACCCGCGCGCCUGAGCCCGGCUGGUGGCUACUGGGUGAUGGGGCUGUGGAACAGCUGCGAGUACUUCGUCCUGGACCCACACCGUGUAGCGCUCACUCUGCGCGUCCCUCCGCGGCGCGUGGGCAUCUUCCUGGACUGUGAGGCGGGAAAGCUGUCCUUCUUUAACGUGUCCGAUGGCUCCCAUAUCUUCACCUUCACAGACACCUUCUCAGGGGCUCUCUGUGCAUAUUUCAGGCCCAGGGCCCACGAUGGUGGAGAAUACCCUAAUCCACUAACCAUCUGCUCUUGGCCGGCUAGAGGGACGUGCGUCCCAGAAGAGAACGACUUGGACUGCCUGUUACAGCCUUAUGAUCCCUUGGAUACCGACUUAGGUCUGUGGUGAGGCUCUCGCCCGCCCGGUUGCAAGACCAGGCCUGGGAAGCUUCCUGGGAAUGCAAGUUACUCCUUUGCUCUCUGGCUUCCUCUAUAGCCAACAAAUACGCACCGACUAAAAUGUGAGCAAAGCCUAAAGGCUCAGAGCAGCGGAGGGGGAACAAGAGGUAGGAGUACAUUUGCCUAUGCAGAUGUGUGUAUAUAGUUUUCUUUAAGGGGCACUUUCAAAGAUUAUUUGCAUAUAAGAUUCAGCUAAUGAGUAAAAAUAUAAUCGAUAACACAUGGGAACCAGAGUACUCAAUGCGGGAGAUGGGAAAGGAAUUGUAAUGGGGGAACUGGGAUGAGGUAUUGUGGGACUAGAUUAGAAGUAUUGAUUAUUUCAUAUAAUUGGCACAUACUUUUUGUAUAAAUUUGCUAGCUCUACAAAAAUUUAUCAGUAAUGACACCUCAUAAGUAAUAAGUUCACCUAUGGCACAGAUCCUAGCUUUAAAUACUAUUUACGACUGAAAUAAAUUUGGAGAAAUGGCUGAUUCCAAGGGUGGGUAGAGGAAGUACAAAAGCCUGUACCAUCUUGGUGUACAAAGUAAAUAAAAAGAAAAAAAAAAGGUGCUCAGAAACUGAUGGGCAGGAAGAACAAGUUCAAGAGUUCUAUUGUACAAAAUAAUGACUAUGGUUAUUAGCAGUGUAUUGUAUGCUUAAAAAUCACUGAGUAAAUUUUAAAUGUUUUCAAUUACAACAAAAAAUGUGAGGUAAUUAAUUAGCUUGAUUUAUCCAUUCCACAAUGAUUAUGUGUGUGUGUGUAGCUUGCCAUUCCACAGCCCCUCUGUGAAGCACACAGAACUUUAUAUAGAUAUGUAUGUGUGUACAUAUACAUAUAAAACACCAUAAAUAUAUAAUUUUUAUUUGUCAAUUAAAUAAAUAUUGAAAAAUAAAGAAAA
This is a messenger RNA of Ictidomys tridecemlineatus (thirteen-lined ground squirrel), 3238 nucleotides long. The record is from RefSeq and is a predicted model, not a curated record. NCBI's taxonomy places the organism in Eukaryota, Metazoa, Chordata, Mammalia, Rodentia, Sciuridae.